AUGGUGGGCAAUCUACAACAAUCCUUUGUCAAUUCACUCAUGAGUCCUACAUUUGGCGACAGUCGCAUUCUGGUGGGGUGUCAAUUCACGGGAUACGAGGGGCGACUCGACGAAUUGUUCAAAUGUCCCACCGAGGAAGCGGCUCUGGCACGGCUCAUGGACACUUGCUUGCGAGCUUGGACCGGAACCAAAUGCCCGUUGGCCGAUUUCGCCAUGGUUCAAGCGCUCCCAUUAUUCAUGGGUGGUGUCCUGUUGGCGACUGCAACGGGAAGAAAGGCAGGCGUCUACACUACUGUAUGUCUGUGUCAGCAAAGCCAUGUGUUGAAAAUGCCGUCCUAG
Molecule: messenger RNA, 339 nt
Organism: Seminavis robusta
Lineage: Eukaryota; Bacillariophyta; Bacillariophyceae; Naviculales; Naviculaceae
Source: the annotation of a GenBank genome assembly